Messenger RNA from Acanthoscelides obtectus, 3163 nucleotides. The record is from the annotation of a GenBank genome assembly. Lineage: Eukaryota; Metazoa; Arthropoda; Insecta; Coleoptera; Chrysomelidae.
CGCAAUCCUACUCCACCUCGUGCCGAGCAGAAGUCUUCCUGGUACGUCGGGUUGGUUCAAUUGUCCAUCAUGCAGCGUAUGGCAUCGUUGUGUGGUAGUUCCAAGAUGGCUGCCUUCAACACGUCAGAUUAUAAGCUCAGCGAAGGAACGGGCAGCGCUCAGUACGACGACGUACUUCCAUACAAGCUGGAUGGUGAACAAAAAACCAAAGAGUUCUUGAUGAAGGUUGUCGAAAUCCUGCUGGAUUUCGUGAAGCAAACCAACGACCGGAAUGAGAAGAUCCUGGAUUUCCAUCACCCAGAAGACAUGAUCAAGCAGCUCGAUCUCAGGAUUCCCGAGGAACCACUCACACUUCAACAGCUCAUUCACGAUUGCGCUACUACUCUCAAGUACCAAGUCAAAACAGGUCACCCACAUUUCUUCAAUCAGCUCUCCUGCGGCCUUGACCUUAUCUCGAUGGCUGGAGAAUGGCUUACAGCUACAGCCAACACCAACAUGUUUACCUACGAGAUUGCACCUGUAUUCAUUCUGAUGGAAAACGUUGUCAUGACCCAUAUGAGAGAGAUCAUCGGGAAGAACUGGAGGAAAGGGGAUUCUAUCCUGGCUCCAGGUGGUUCCAUAUCGAAUCUAUACGCCUUUCUAGCUGCAAGGCAUAAAAUGUUCCCGAAUUACAAAGAGAAGGGUAUAGCCACCAUUCAGGGCCAACUGGUCAUGUUCACCUCUGAUCAAAGUCACUACUCAGUGAAAUCUUGUGCCUCGGUCUGUGGUCUGGGCACAGACAACUGCGUGAUGGUACCCUCAGACGAAAACGGCAGAAUGAUUCCUACUGAACUGGAAAGAUUGAUAAUGGAACGUAAAACCAGAGGCCACAUCCCGUUCUUUGUUUGCUGCACAUCUGGAACCACCGUAUUAGGCGCCUUCGACCCUAUCAAUGCCAUUGCUGACAUUUGCAAGAAGUAUGGAAUGUGGCUUCACGUAGAUGCUGCUUGGGGAGGUGGACUGCUCCUGUCAAGGAAAUACCGUCAUCCAAGGCUGACCGGAAUUGAAAGAGCCGACUCCGUGACAUGGAAUCCUCACAAACUCAUGGGUGCAUUGCUACAGUGCUCUACAAUCCAUUUCAAAGAAGAUGGAUUAUUGAUGAGCUGUAACCAAAUGUCUGCUGACUACUUGUUCAUGCAGGACAAGCUUUACGACAUCAGAUACGACACAGGUGACAAAGUGAUUCAAUGUGGAAGGCAUAACGAUAUUUUCAAACUGUGGUUACAAUGGAGAGGAAAGGGAGAUGACGGUUUCGAGAAGCACAUGGACAGGCUGAUGGAGCUGUCAGAAUACAUGGUUAAGAGAAUAAAAGAGCAACCGGACAAAUUCUAUCUCAUCAUGGAACCCGAAAUGGUUAAUGUGAGCUUCUGGUACAUCCCUAAAAGGUUGAGAAACGUACCGCAUUCCGCACAGCGGGAACAGGAACUUGGAAAGAUGUGUCCAGUCCUAAAAGCCAGAAUGAUGCAAGAAGGCACAUUGAUGGUCGGUUAUCAACCCGACGACAGACGUCCCAAUUUCUUCAGGAACAUCAUUUCGUCAGCUGCCGUCACUCAAGAAGACGUUGAUUUCCUUUUGAACGAAAUGGAUCGGUUGGGUAACGAUUUGUAAAAUGUUGAAUUCUUAACGGCCACUAGAUGUAGUUGGAUUUCUUGGUUUCGUUAUUUUCAAUUAUUGAGGUAAGGUAUUCGCUUCUGUCAUCUGAAUUCCUGCGGUACAUACAACGGUAGGAACUAUAGAAGUCACUUUUGCAGGACUAUAUAGCAAUAACACUUUGGAAAGAGUGAUCAUCCAUUACUGAGUGAGCACUGAAAAUCACAAUAAUCUCUAACACUACAUUCGUAUCGACAGUAUAGAUGUUUACAUUCUAUCUACUAUAAGUUUGUAAAAAACCUCACUCCUGAGAACAAGUGUCAUUGACAAACACAAGCAUUCAUCAACAUUGCAUUGGCGUGUUUAAUAAAAAGGUACUUGACUAAAAGAGGCGAAUGUCGGAUAUCUCUCAUUAUCUAAGUGUUAGUUUUUUCAAUUCAGAUGCCAAGACAUUAUAGACGCUACUGUAUAUUCUCUCAAACCCACGCUCAUACAUGUUGUUAUUGUUAUUGAUAUAGUUUAAUACCUGAUAGAGAUUUAGAUAUGAGUUAUGUGACUAAGAGCAUACAUUUGUCUUUGCUAUAGUAUUUUUUCUGUAAACGAUAUUGUUGAUGUAUAGAAAAAAGUGGUUAAUUGACAAGACACUAGGAUGGGACAAGAUGACUGGUCUGAAGACUUCAAGAGCAUUUGGUUUUUAACAUUAUAUUUGAGAGGUAGUUUAGAUAUUAUAAUAGAUUUUUGUUAUGGCGGCAUACAGAGCCAAGCUGCUUAAAGAAGUCCUUCUUUUUCGAAUUCUUAUUUUUGAGAUUGGAUCGGAGUAUGAAGUUUAUUUCAUUUAGAUAGGAGGAAUUUCAAGGUAUAAAUAAAACACUAACAACUCCUAAAAAGAAGUAGAAAAUUGUGUGCAAGUAGUCAAUUAUUUGAUUUAAUGAAGUCAUUCGUUAUUGACUUUGAAGAAAUAACAAUCGUCAAUUAAUAUGCUAGUACAAUAUUGUAAUCGCAAGUUUUAUAGCCGAAAAAUACUUCACGAAUAUGAACAUAAUACACAAAUUGUGUCGUUUGUCCUUGAUAUUUAUCAGACGUGAUAAUUUUUAAUGGAAGACACAGUAAGCAUACGCAAAAAAUAGACAAGUCAUAGAUUUUCAGUCAUGGAAUAGUCUAAAGUCUGUAAUAAAAAUAUUGAUGAUAAUCCCCCAUACCUGUCUGGCCAUUAAAACCACAUGUAUUGACAGAUCUUCUUUACUGUAGUAACCGCUUCAUUCAGAAAGAUGAUCUUCAGUACAAUGACAAAUAUUUGAUUUAACUUAUACAGGGUGUAAACGUUAUUGAAAUGGGUAAUACGGGGGGUCAAAAUAAGUAAAAAAGUUCAUAUGACCCAUGGUCCAAAAGUCAAUAGAUUUUUGUAUAAAUGGCUUUAUAUUUUACAACUUUAAGUGCUUUAUAUCGACCACAAUUACCACAAUCUUACUGAUUUUUAUAAUCUAGUCUAAAACUUUUUUAAAUUGGGUAAUUAACAAAUAUAUGGCAUUAAGUU